AUGUUAUCACUCGUAACGUUAUCGCCAUUGUUGCUGUUUCAAAUAGUGCCGACAGCUAUAACAUCGAGCGUUUCUUCAAGUACGUGCCCUCAUGUAGCUAAAAUUACAUAUGCUCGUUCUUUGACCGACACCAUAUUUCUAUGUUCCGGCGCACUGAUCACUCAAAAGCAUGUCCUAACGACGGCACGUUGCCUACAUCUGGAGGAAAAACUGGUGGAGUAUUCUCGAACUAAUGUUCACGUUGGAAAUUUGGACAAUGUGAUGGAAUCCUUCAUUAUGGUGGUACAGUCGAUAAGUAUACAUGAAAAUUUCCAAGCUGGAAAACGCGAAAAUGAUGCUGGUGUGUUGAAAUUUUACGGAGAGGUUCCGAUCAUGGCAACGAUUGCACCGAUUCCAAUCGGAUCCACGGACAUGGCUAUUGGUACAAGCUGUACAAUUUGCGGUUGGGGUCUAAAUCUAAGCGAGGAAUCAAAACCAGGGGCUACACUGAAUCGAUUGGAGAUAAGCGUUGUCGACAAAACUGCUCAGCAAUGUCAAUUCGAAAGAAGUCCGUUGCUAUCGGAUGACAUUUGCGGUUCGAAUCUGGAAGUUGAAAGAGGAACGUGCCUUGAAGAUACAGGUGCACCAUUGGUGUGUAACGGGCAACUUUUCGGAAUUUUGAGUCCCAGUGAAGGAUGCUCAGCAACACAGAACGAGGUAUCGAUUUUCAAAGAUACCUUGGUGUAUCGCGAAUGGAUAAAUCAGGUCAUAAGGGAAUCGGAAACUACCACAAUUCAAUCAACAUCAACAACGCCGGCUGACGAUGAUGAUCUGGCAUGCACGUUUGGUUUGAGCACAAUGCUGUUGAUGGUAUCGUUUACUUGUUUGGUUUUAAAUCAGUUUUAA
This is a messenger RNA of Uranotaenia lowii, 885 nucleotides long. Its product is annotated as trypsin-like. Gene Ontology annotation, biological process: proteolysis. The coding region runs from base 1 to 885 and encodes 294 amino acids. Gene Ontology annotation, molecular function: serine-type endopeptidase activity. NCBI's taxonomy places the organism in Eukaryota, Metazoa, Arthropoda, Insecta, Diptera, Culicidae. The transcript has a single exon. The record is from RefSeq and is a predicted model, not a curated record.